This is a messenger RNA of Acanthopagrus latus (yellowfin seabream), 6046 nucleotides long. It is a transcript of the gene casr, whose product is annotated as calcium-sensing receptor. The record is from RefSeq and is a predicted model, not a curated record. Gene Ontology annotation, molecular function: G protein-coupled receptor activity; calcium ion binding. Lineage: Eukaryota; Metazoa; Chordata; Actinopteri; Spariformes; Sparidae. Gene Ontology annotation, biological process: G protein-coupled receptor signaling pathway; regulation of calcium ion transport; intracellular calcium ion homeostasis. The coding region runs from base 758 to 3580 and encodes 940 amino acids. Gene Ontology annotation, cellular component: membrane. The transcript has 9 exons.
AAGCUUCAACAAAUCACUUCAAUGGACCAUAAUCACAUGGCAGCCAUUUUCCUCUGACAAGGCAGGAAGCUCAACAGCUGCAAUAAUGUUAUGCUGCUGUGUUCUAGAUUGCAAGUCGUAUUAAUGCACGGAAUAUCACGAAUUGUUAUCGUUCCAUAGCGACAAUGGAUAGUGGAAAUCUGAUAUUUCAAAGUAAAACAACAUAUUUCAUAGCCCACUUAUUUAACCCUCAAAGUGAAACGCACUAGAUGUUUUUCUACUUUUUCUUGUUUUUCUACCUGAAACACCUGAAGCAGGACAACAUUUGAGCUUUUCCACCCUGAGUAUGAUGUCAGAGGAAAAUGGCUGCCGUGUGAAUUUUGUCUAUUAACUGGCCUGCUGACGGGAAGUCGGGUAGACUUCAGUUUGGGAGAACGAGCUGUGAGUAGACUUCAUUAGCCGAAGGAAAUGGACAACCCCUCUCUCUGUUAAUGAUUCAUCUGUUUGAAAGAGGUUCAGGAGCUAACGCCAUCAUCCCGUGAAUUCAUUCAGCACGCUGGAUAUUUUGGGGGAAAGGCCUUCAAAUCUGUGUGUGUUCCUGCAGAUGAGCCGUUUCAAGUGUUUUUUAAUCACACACUCAGGAGGCGUUCCAUCAUUGCAAACAUGAAUAGCACCAAACACCACAGCAGUCGGGUUGAUGGGAGAAGAUAAUAUUGAGAGUACCUUCACUCUGGGGAGUUGUAGAAAAUAAUCCUACCCAUUAGAAACAAAAAUUAAGAUGAGACUGGUUCUAUAUUAUCUGAUCCUGCUGGGGUCCAGUUAUGUGAUUUCAACCUAUGGGCCCCAUCAAAGAGCACAGAUGACCGGUGACAUUUUGCUUGGAGGUCUUUUCCCUAUACACUUUGGUGUUGCCUCCAAAGACCAAGACCUUGCAGCCCGACCCGAGUCCUCGCAAUGCGUCAGGUUCAAUUUCCGUGGUUUCCGCUGGCUCCAGGCCAUGAUUUUCGCGAUCGAUGAGAUAAACAACAGCAGCACUCUCCUGCCCAACAUCACACUGGGCUACAGGAUCUUUGACACAUGCAACACAGUGUCAAAAGCCCUGGAAGCUACGCUUAGUUUUGUGGCCCAAAAUAAGAUUGACUCCCUGAAUUUAGAUGAAUUUUGUAACUGCACUGAUCACAUUCCAGCAACCAUCGCGGUUGUCGGAGCAGCUGGAUCUGCAGUCUCUACAGCAGUCGCAAACCUACUGGGCCUUUUCUAUAUUCCUCAGAUCAGCUACGCCUCCUCUAGUCGCUUACUGAGCAACAAGAACCAGUACAAGUCCUUCAUGAGAACCAUUCCAACUGAUGAGUACCAGGCCACAGCCAUGGCGGACAUCAUCGAGUUCUUCCAGUGGAACUGGGUCAUUGCCGUGGCCUCAGACGACGACUAUGGACGCCCAGGGGUUGAAAAGUUUGAGAAAGAGAUGGAGGAACGAGACAUCUGUAUUCACCUCAAUGAACUUAUUUCACAGUACUUUGAAGAUCAUGAAAUCCAAGCUCUGGCUGACAGGAUCGAGAACUCCACAGCUAAAGUCAUUGUUGUGUUUGCCAGCGGCCCAGAUAUUGAACCUUUAAUUAAAGAGAUGGUGAGGAGAAACAUCACCGAUCGUAUCUGGUUGGCCAGCGAAGCAUGGUCAAGUUCCUCCCUCAUCGCUAAACCAGAGUAUCUUGAUGUUGUGGCAGGGACUAUUGGCUUUGCUCUGAGGGCAGGCCAAAUACCUGGUUUUAGGGAGUUCUUACAACAAGUCCAACCAAAGAAAGAUAGUCACAAUGAAUUUGUCAGGGAGUUCUGGGAAGAAACCUUCAACUGCUAUCUGGAAGACAGCCCGAGACUGCAAGAAAGUGAGAAUGGCAGUACGAGUUUCAGGCCUUUGUGCACUGGUGAGGAAGACAUCACGAGCGUUGAGACCCCUUACCUGGACUACACACAUCUUCGAAUCUCCUAUAAUGCCUAUGUUGCAGUUUAUUCCAUUGCACACGCCCUGCAGGACAUACUCACCUGCACACCUGGACAAGGACUAUUCGCCAACAAUUCUUGUGCAGAUAUAAAGAAAAUGGAGGCAUGGCAGGUCCUGAAGCAGCUAAGGCAUUUGAACUACACCAACAGCAUGGGCGAAAAGAUGCACUUCGAUGAGAAUGCAGACCUGGCAGCAAACUACACCCUCAUAAACUGGCACAGGUCUGCUGAGGAUGGCUCUGUGGAGUUUGAGGAGGUCGGAUACUACAACAUGCAUGCAAAGAGAGGAGGCAAACUUUUCAUUGACAAGACAAAGAUUCUGUGGAAUGGAUUCAGUUCUGAGGUGCCAUUCUCUAACUGCAGUGAGGACUGUGAACCUGGUACAAGAAAAGGGAUCAUAGACAGUAUGCCUACAUGCUGCUUUGAAUGCACCGAAUGCUCAGAUGGAGAAUACAGUAAUCAUAAAGAUGCCAGCGUUUGCACCAAAUGUCCAAACAACUCCUGGUCCAACGGAAACCACACAUUCUGCUUCCUGAAGGAAAUCGAGUUUCUCUCCUGGACUGAGCCGUUUGGGAUAGCCUUGGCCAUAUGUGCGGUGCUGGGUGUUGUCUUGACAGCCUUUGUGAUGGGAGUCUUUGUCAGAUUUCGCAACACCCCCAUAGUGAAGGCCACAAACCGAGAACUAUCCUACGUCCUCCUCUUCUCACUUAUCUGUUGCUUCUCCAGCUCACUCAUCUUCAUCGGAGAACCACAGGAUUGGAUGUGCCGUUUACGGCAGCCCGCCUUCGGGAUCAGUUUUGUCCUCUGCAUCUCCUGCAUCCUGGUGAAAACCAACAGAGUGCUCUUGGUAUUUGAAGCCAAGAUCCCAACAAGUCUCCAUCGCAAGUGGUGGGGAUUAAACCUGCAGUUCCUGUUGGUGUUUCUGUGCACAUUUGUCCAAGUCAUGAUAUGUGUGGUUUGGCUUUACAACGCCCCUCCUUCCAGUUACAUGAAUCAUGACAUUGAUGAGAUCAUUUUUAUCACCUGCAAUGAGGGCUCUGUGAUGGCUCUGGGGUUUCUUAUUGGUUACACAUGCCUCCUGGCAGCUAUUUGUUUCUUCUUUGCAUUUAAGUCACGGAAACUUCCAGAAAACUUCACAGAGGCCAAGUUCAUCACCUUCAGCAUGCUUAUAUUCUUUAUAGUUUGGAUCUCUUUCAUCCCCGCGUACUUCAGUACUUACGGCAAGUUUGUUUCAGCUGUGGAGGCUAUUGCUAUACUGGCCUCCAGCUUUGGGAUGCUGGCAUGCAUCUUCUUCAACAAGGUCUACAUCAUCCUCUUCAAGCCCUCCAGGAACACCAUAGAGGAAGUCCGAUGCAGCACCGCAGCCCACGCCUUCAAAGUGGCUGCCAAAGCUACACUGAAACACAACACGGCUGCGAGAAAGAAGUCCAGCAGCAUCGGCGGUUCAUCUUCCUCAACUCCAUCCUCAUCCAUCAGCCUCAAGACCAACGGCAACGACUGUGAUGCGACUUCAGGGAAGCACAGGCCAAGAGUGAGCUUCGGCAGUGGAACAGUUACACUGUCUCUGAGCUUUGAGGAGUCGAGGAGGAGUUCUCUGAUGUGAGAACAUGUCUGUCAAACUUCAGCUUUCUGAAUCCAAUUGUUAAGAGUAAUCUGAUAAUGUCACUGAUGAUCACACGAUGCUCAGUACAAAGGCCGGACUGGUAACUUGGAACAACAUUUAACCAGAGAACAAGCAAGGCUCUGUAAUUAGAUGAGUGAGACCAGAGGAUGCAUGAGUCACACUGAAAGUACACAAUGACAGGAUGUCGACAAAACGUUCCAUAAUUAUGGUCAAUCACAGGACAACAAAAGAAACGGAAGUCCCUCAACGUGGCAUUGCCAAAUUCAUGACAACUUAUUUGACGUGUUUUUGGGCAGCUACUUUCAAGCACAGUUUGAAACCUUUUCCGCAAUAACAGAAGAUAAUCCUUUAUUGAUCCCUUCAGAGGGAACACUUGGGAGUAACAGCAGCACAAGGACAGAGUAAGUACAGCUUAAUAGAGAAACUUUAAGAAAAUGAUAAAUUAAAAAGAAGUGACAAAAAAAAAGAAAAAGUGUAAACAAGAGCAGUUAGGCUAACUAUUAUUGCGUGAAGAUUGAGGGCAAAUUGGCAAAUUGAGAGCAGUGAAGGGAGAGUUGUGUGAAUGUCCCUGACUCUGUGGUAAUUGGGUAUGUGUGUUAUUUGUAUGAAUUUGGGAAGGGGGGGUUGGACUGGUCAGUACGAUGUCUCCACUGCUGCAGUGCCCACGAAUAAGUAUUGCAACACAUUGCACCUGGGUGGGAUGAUCCGGUGGCUGAAAGAGCUGCCAAUCUGCCACAGCUCAUCGUGGAGAGGGUGAGAAAGGUUAUUCAGGAUGGCUUUGAUCUCAUCCUUCAUCCUCCUCUCUGCCACUGACUCCAGACUGUCCAGUUCCAGCCCGACCACAGAGUUGGCCUCCCUUACCAGCUUGUUAAGUCACCACCCCAGCACGCCACAGCAACGGACAGAGAACUGGCUAUUGUAGAUUGGUAGAAAAUCUGCAAGAGCCUGUCACCGAAAGAUUGAAGUCUCUUUUAUGAGAACAGUCUGCUCUGACCCAUUUCUUAAGAGAGCUUGUGUGUCCAGUCACGCUUUUUAUUGAUUUGGACCCUGUGGGAGUCCACCUUCUCUACUUUGUCUCCCUGAAUGAUAACUGGGACAGAGGUCCUCCUGUUCUUCUGGUGGCCAGCACUUUGGUCUUUCCAAAAUAUAUAUAAAAUAUUGGACUGAACGAAAAGUUAAUUAGAUAUAUUUGUUGUAAUAACAGAAGCAUCACUGCUGUCACCACGGUUUCCCCAACUCAGACACUACUGUGAAUACUACUGUAUUUAGUAUAUUUCUGAUCUCCUCAAGUGUCACUGCUGCAUUAUAUAUACUAUUUAAAAAUGACAAAUGUUGUUAUAUAACCAAACAAGCUAAAUUGUGGCUCUGGUAAAACUAAAAUCAGUUGAAUUAUUUUGAAGCAUGAUCAUAAUGUAUUAACUAUAUUAAACAUUAUGCUGAAAAAGAUUCUCUCUGAAUUACAGAUCUGAAACCCUAAUGGAAAAAACAAACAAACAAUGAACAUGCUGUAGGAGGUCUGCAGGGCAUUUUGGGGCACGCCUCCACCUUCAGCUUGCUUAUCACAAGUCUCUGACAUCUGCAAACAGUGCAAGCCCAUCUCACAUGUUAAUGUCAUUCUCGCAAGAGGCCUACACUAUACAGUCAUGUCCUCACAGUAUGGAGGACAUAUAGCGGGUAGGGAGGAGCAGCUCAGGGAAGGAACUGUCUAUUCCAAUCCACACUGUCUGAUUGUCAGCUGUAAAUACACUGUUGGCUAUACUUGAGUGGAGACUACUGGCCUUUGAAGUAAUAAUAAAAGUGUUUAUUUUUACACUAUGAAAGGGGCCAUUCUUUUACACUCAAAUUAUAUUGAAUACAGGACUUUUACUCAGCAUAUUUCCAUUAUUUCUUUCUAUACUGUAAGAAAAGGGGUUGAAUACCUUGUCUUUCACAAAAGUAAUGAAAGUAAUCCAGUAAUAAGAGCUCAGUGGAGAAAUACUUGAUAAUAGUGUUUGUUCAAACAUAUUCCUUAAGGUUUUGAUUAGUUUAAACUAUAAAUGUGACUAAAGUAUAACUGAAUCCAGUUGACUGUUUUUUUUUGUUCCAACAUAACCCUGAUGUACACUGCUGCUAAUAAAAGACUUUGUACAAUUAAAAACAUUGUAUUGAGUUGUUGUUUUUUUCCCCCUUUGGAGAUGUUUUUCUUUCUAGAGUUUCUGUUUCAAUAGCAAUCAAACAUUGUAUUUGUAUUAAUUUCUAAAAUAAGAACCCUUGCAAAAGAGACGUUUCCGACAUAAGGAAACUGGUAUAAACAAAAGUAGGUAAAAAGGCAUUUGAGGAGUGCAGGACCUCCCACGUUGCUCUACAGGAGGAUGACAUGCUGACAGACUCAGGAUCAUGGCUGAUCUGAAGCAGGCUGAAGAGCAGCUGGACAACCACAUCCUCUGUUUGCAGGAGGAAAAGACC